Pungitius pungitius (ninespine stickleback) is the source of this 5699-nucleotide messenger RNA. RefSeq names its product MIB E3 ubiquitin protein ligase 2 (gene mib2). Gene Ontology annotation, cellular component: cytoplasm. The record is from RefSeq and is a predicted model, not a curated record. The transcript is spliced from 19 exons. The coding region runs from base 459 to 3398 and encodes 979 amino acids. Gene Ontology annotation, biological process: protein ubiquitination. Gene Ontology annotation, molecular function: zinc ion binding; protein binding; ubiquitin-protein transferase activity. NCBI's taxonomy places the organism in Eukaryota, Metazoa, Chordata, Actinopteri, Perciformes, Gasterosteidae.
AUGCUUCCAGCAGCAGGGCUCCCUCCUCUUCCUCCUCCACCAGCUGUGAUCCUUCGGAGCCGGGCAUUACACCUGUAAGACCGCGCAUCACACCGGCCUGGGUGCCCUGGUCCUCCACCCACUCUAUUCCCUCCUCAUUCAGGGAGUGCAUCCGAACAGGACUUCAAGCCCUAAGGAGGGGCUCUUUUUUCUUUUUUCAUCAUCUCUCUGGAAACCGGUAGGACCACCGGUAGCCCACCCCCCUUUUCAUCUGAUGCGUUUAUGUGGCAGGAGCCGCCCCCGAACUGUUACCUGAAAACCCGCUGGUGCCGUCCCUCCCCGCGAUAUCGUCGGCACGAGCCCUCCACCUUCAGAAGCCCCGGAGGCGCAGCAGCAGCAGCAGCGGGAGUGAGAGCGCCGCCAGGCCUCAGGCGCUGCGCUCCCUCCCCGGGCCGGGGCCGGGCCCCAGCAGAGGCGGCAUGGAGGUGGGAAUGCGCGUGGUGCGCGGCCUGGACUGGAAAUGGGGCAACCAGGACGACGGCGAGGGCCACGGGGGCACUGUGGUGGAGAUCGGGCGGCAGGGCAGCACCACGACGCCGGACAAGACGGUGGUGGUGCAGUGGGACAGCGGGACGCGGACCAACUACCGCACCGGCUACCAGGGGUCCUUUGACCUGCUGCUUUAUGAUAACGCCCAAAUCGGUGUGCGUCACUCCAACAUCAUCUGUGACAGCUGCAAGAAGCACGGCAUCAUGGGAAUGCGAUGGAAGUGCAAGGUGUGCUUUGACUAUGACCUGUGCACCCAGUGUUACAUGAACAACAAGCACGACCUUGGACACGCUUUCGAGCGCUACGAGACGGCGCACUCCCAGCCGGUGUGCUUGGCACCGAGGCAGAACCUCCCGCGGAUCAUCCUCAAAGGAAUCUUCCAGGGGGUUAAAGUGGUUCGUGGACCCGACUGGGAUUGGGGCAACCAAGACGGCGGGGAGGGUAAGGUUGGGAAGGUAGUGGACAUUCGGGGCUGGGACACAGAGUCCGGUCGCAGCGUGGCCAGCGUCACCUGGUCCAACGGCACCACCAAUGUCUACCGAAUGGGCCACAAAGGCAAGGUCGACCUCAAAUACGUGUCCGACGGCCAAGGAGGCUUCUACUACAAAGACCACCUACCGAAGCUCGGAGAGCAUGCCGAGCUGCAGCGCCAGGAGAGUGCUGACGGCCACUCGUUCCAGCAGGGCGACAAGGUCAAAUGUCUCCUGGAGGUGGAGAUCCUGCGACAGAUGCAGGAGGGCCACGGAGGGUGGAACCCCAAAAUGGCUGAGUACAUUUGCCGGAUCGGGACAGUACAUAGAAUCACUGACCGGGGAGAUGUCAGAGUCCAGUACAGCAACAACAUCCGCUGGACUUUCCAUCCUGGGGCCCUCACCAAGGUGAACACUUUUGGAGUUGGCGAACUAGUCAGAGUAUUGGAGGACAUCGAGAGUGUGAAGAGACUGCAGGCUGGCCAUGGAGAGUGGACAGACAGCAUGGCUCCUGUGCUUGGCCAGGCCGGGAAGGUGUUGAAAGUAUAUGCGGACGGUGACCUGCGGGUGGCGUUCGGAGGACAGACGUGGACGUUCAACCCAGCGUGCCUCUCGGCUCAGACCGUGGAGGUGGACGCCAACCUCAUGACAGCCGAGAACCCCAACGAAUCUGGAAGUACUGUCAUCUCCGUGUUGGAGAAGCUGCUGUCUCAGUCCACAGAGCAGGACAAUCCCAGCCGGCUGGUCAUUGAGGCCGCACACGGCAGUGCCAACAAAGUGCGAGAGUUGGUGCUGAAGUAUCCCGACAAGGUGGAUAUUAAAAACCAGGGCAAAACGGCCCUGCAGGUUGCUGCCCACCAAGGCCACAUGGAGGUGGUGAAGGCCCUGCUGCAGGCCAACAGCUCCAUCGAGGUCAAGGACGAAGAUGGAGACACAGCAUUGCACUACACUGCUUUCGGUAAUCAGGCAGAGAUCACAAGGCUGUUGCUGAGCAGGGGUGCAAAUGUCAACCUCCUUAACAACUCCAUGUGCACGGCGCUCCACAUCGCCGUCAACAAGGGGUUCACCGACGUGGUGCGAGUGCUGACUGAACAUUCAGCUGACGUCAAUCUCCAGGAUUCAUAUGGGGACACACCGCUCCAUGACGCAAUUGCUAAAGAUUUCCGAAAUAUCAUCGAGAUCUUGGUCUUGGUGCCCAACAUUGACUUCACACAGCAGAACCACAGAGGCUUCAACCUGCUGCACCAUGCUGCCCUCAAAGGAAACAAACUGGCCACAGAGAAGAUCCUGGCCCGAGCGCGGCAGCUAGCGGACGUGAAGAAGGAGGACGGCUUCUCUGCGCUGCACCUGGCCUCCCUCAACAACCACCGGGACGUCGCCGAGAUCCUCGUCAAGGAGGGACGCUGCGACAUCAACAUCCGCAACAACCGGAACCAGACGCCGCUGCAGCUGGCGGUCACGCAGGGCCACACCGACCUGGUGCAGCUGCUGGUGUCCGAGGGCGCCGACGUCAACAUGGAGGACGAGGACGGUGAUACGGCCAUGCACGUGGCCCUCCUCCGCCCGCAGCUGGCCAACGUCAUGCUCAGCCCGGCCACGGCAACCAGCAGCACCCCCGAGGAGAGCAGCGAAGGUUGCUCCUCCACAUCGCUCUACUGCAGGCUCAGCGCUUCGGGUCUUCUGGGGAGCUCGGAGCUGAGCGUCGGCUCGGCCAUCGCUUGUUUUCUCGCGCAGGAAGGGGCUGACGUCAGCUACGCCAACCACAAGGGAAAGAGCCCCCUGGACCUGGUAGCGGACAGCGCCAUGCUGCAGCUCAUCAAGAGCUUCUCUGAGAAACACAGGUUGCAGCGUCUACAGGCCAUCACAUGCGGGCAGGGCCUGAGCAGCGCCAGCCUGCGGCGUGUCCACACCACCCCAAACACCAUGACCAACCUGGUUCUUCCCAUGCCGCCGGGGCCCAGCGAAUGCCUCAUCUGCUCCGAGCUGGCGCUGCUGGUUCUCUUCAGCCCCUGCCAGCACAGCGUGGCCUGCGAAGAGUGUGCCCAUCGAAUGAAGAAAUGCAUCAAAUGCCAAGUCACAAUCACCAAGAAAAUCAGACAAGUUCCUCAUUGCUUUGACAUCAUCCAUGUUGACGCCCCCCCCACCACCCCUUCCACAGACCAAACCGAGGUGGACUGCAGCCCCGGCACAGAGAACUCGGAGCAGCACAACCUGCUGGAGCAGCUGCAGUCUCGCUACCGGCAGAUGGAGGAGCGCAUCACCUGCCCCAUCUGCAUCGACAACCACAUCAAGCUGGUCUUCCAGUGCGGACACGCCUCCUGCAUCGACUGCAGCGCCGCGCUCAAGACCUGCCCCAUCUGCCGGCAGACCAUCCGCGAGCGCAUCCAGCUGUUCGUCUGAGCUUUUCUGUCCUGAAGUUUGACCUGCACCUGCUAAUCCCCACGCCCCUCCCCAUCAACCCCGCUCGCUCAGCCCGCAGGCCGCUUCGCCGCCGAGAGGCAGUUACGGGAACGCGGCAGAGAACUUUGACUUCAAUUUUUUUUCCCCCGACGGGAAGCUGGCCGCGGAAGCGCUGGGAGGCGACGCUUUAAAUACUCUUGUACGUAAGCCGGGACAAGAAGGCCCCACCCCCCACCCCCCCCACCUAUUCUCUUUCCCCGGCCCCUCGCUCAGCCUGCGCCUCUUGUUCAUCUUUCCCACCUUUGCUGCUUUAGGUGGAGUUCUGUUACCCAUCAUCCUCUCUGGCUGUCUGGCCUCCUCCGUUUACAAGGCUGCGCAGAAUCAGCCCGUCUUCUCGCCCUCCAGCCUGUCCUGUGAAUUAUGUUGGCUCUCAUUUGUACCAAUCUCUUAAUAAUCAGUGUUAGUCUCUGCAGAGGGAGUUGGUAUAACUAAAAGCUCUCUAUAUAGUCCCCGACCACUCGCCUGUAUGCAAGGGGAAAAACACACUAUAUAAGCAUGAAUAUAUGCAUAUUGUAAAGCUGAAAAUGACGUUAUGAUGUUAUCAUGGGUGAUUUGUCGUUGUUGUUUUAUUUCUUUGUGGUUUUAAAUGUAGCGAUCAGUACAGGUUUUUAUUUAUGUGUGAACGGUGGUAUUACUUGGUAAUGUCCUUUGUUUUCAGUUGAUGUUCGCUUGGCAAAAAUGUUUUUGUUUCUACUGAACUUCACCCCAAGCUUAUGUCCUUUACUCAGGGUAUCGAAUCAUUGAAAGCACUUGUGAUAUCCAUAGCAGGCUACAGAGACACAUACCACUACAGAGACAACCUGUCUAUCAGGUCAUUUUGUGUAGAGGGGUUACAGAAAGAAAGGUAUGCAGUAGUGACUCCAAAUUCACUUUAUCAAUCCUCAAUGUUUCCCUGUCAUGAGUAAAAAGAAUGUUUGAAGAAGCAACAAAACUGACAUUUUCCUCCCAAAAAUGUCAAACCAUGUCCUUGAAGCAUCCCAGUCGUGUGUGUGUGUGUGUGUGUGUGUGUGUGUGUGUGUGUGUGUGUGUGUGUGUGUGUGUGUGUGUGUGUGUGUGUGUGUGUGUGUGUGUGUGUGUGUGUGUGUGUGUGUGUGUGUGUGUGUGUGUGUGUGUGUGUGUGUGUGUGUGUGUGUGUGUGUGUGUGUGUGUGUGUGUGUGAGAGAGAGAGCAAGAGACCAGCGAAAACUCAUGUUUUCUUCUUUAUUUGCUGGAUAAGUUUUAAGACAUAGAAUAUCAGAAGAGGCAAAACGUGAAAUGGGGUAAUUUCAAAAGACGCCCCCUUCUCUUCUGGAUUGUAUAUCAUCUUCAUCCUUUCUAACGUGCUGGUUUGAUUUCUUGAAGGGCUUAUGCGUAUGAAAAAAAAAAUCUAUUUGAAUUGUUAUUUAAUUGUUAUUUUCUAUAAUAAGCUUCCAGAGACAGGCGUUUUCUUUUCGUCGUCAUUAGAUCCCAAAUCUUGGGAGAGCCAAUGUUUAAGAUGUACAUUUGAAUGUCGGGGAAGAAAAAUGUAUCAGUUCUCACUCUGCCUUUUUUUUUAUGUGUAAAGAAAAAAGACAUAAGAGAAGCAGCCGCGGGGACUGAGCGGUGUCUACCACGAGUUUUAAUUUGAGGAAAGUACUUCUACAUCUGUGCCAAAUUGCAUGAGGAUGCGCAUGGGCAUGCACGCCCAAAUUUAUCUAGACUCAUUAUGCUAAAGCCCUCCGAGCCCAAGUGAGGCCUCAACUAUUCCAGCGGUGUGAAGAAAACCAAAAGCAAACACUGAUAUUUUGUUUAGUUGGAAAUAAUAAGUGUUAUCUCAGCACACUGUUUAACAGACUCAUGUCUCCAAUGAAAAGUGACGCAACGCAAUCACUUCCAAAUUACUAUCCCAUAUUGUUUGGAGCUUUUUACAAGUAUAUAUAUAUAUUUAUAUUUUGUGAGACAUUAAUCAAGGGACACGUUUUAAGAGGUGUCCAUUGGUGUCCUAAGUCGAUGGGACUCGAGGCAAAGGCAAUAAUGUUUUGGAAAAAAAGGGGGUGGUGUUUGCAUUCUUUUACUCCCCUGAAGGUCUCUGUGAGGGCGGGAAACACAUUAAUGUAUAAAAACACAAAGCAGCAAAUGUUACUAAUUGGUGUUUGUACAGUUCAGCUCUCGGAGUUCUAAUGUUGGCCUUACUGUCCAUUCCUCCUCUGUUGAUGUUUUUUCAGUUGUAUUCUGUACAAAAAUAUUUUGCAAUAAAUAUGGAACUGUUUUCUAAGGACGAGG